AUGAUUGCUAUAUUUUUAUUUAUGUUAAUUUCCAUCGGAAGUUUGAAAUCAAAGGAAAUCGAGGAGACAUUGGAUGCAGUAGAAUUAAUUGCAUAUUACGGAUAUCCAGUAGAGAGACACUAUGUUACAACGGAUGACGGGUAUACGAUUGAAAUGCAGAGAAUUCCUUAUGGAAGAGAUGACCGGUCUAUCGAUGGUUGCACAAAACGGCCUGUUGUAUUUUUCAUGCAUGGCUUAUUCGCCACUUCCUAUAUGUAUCUUUUCAAUCUACCAUCCCAAAGUGCUGCUUUUGUUUUCGCUGAUGCAGGAUUUGAUGUGUGGCUUGGUAACGUCCGUGGCACAGAAUACGGUUUGAACCACACUACUUUUCACCCAAAGGAAGCCAGAUUUUGGAACUUUACACUCUACGAGCACUCCCACUUUGAUCUCCGCCAACAAAUUGAAUAUGCUCUCGAGAAAACCAACCAGAAAUCUCUAUUCUAUGUUGGACAUAGUCAGGGAACUACUGUAAUGUUUGCAAGACUUGCUGAAGCAGAUGCCACGUGGCAGAGUAAAAUUAGAAUAUUCUUUGCACUGGGCCCAACUGCUGGAUUCUUGAAGCCAUUGAUGCCAUUCACUUUGUUGGGAGAAGGUCCCUUGCAACAGUUGAUACAGUUUGUAUUGGAUGGAAAGUUUGGAAUCUUACCUGUUGAAGUUCCAAAAGCUAUCAGCUCAAUUAUCACAAAUAUUUGUCAAUCGAGAUUCUUCUCUCCUUUAUGUUCAGCUGGAUUAAAUGCUGCAGGAUUAGAGACGUUGGGACAAGUAAACACGUCAAGAAUUCCUAUUAUAAUUAGCCAUUUUCCAUCUGCAACUUCCACUCUCAACUUACUUCACUGGGCACAAAUCUUCAAAUUUCAUGAGCUGAGAAGAUUGGAUUUGGGAGCGAAGAGAAAUUUGAUUGCUUAUGGGCAAAAGGAAGCUCCUAAAUUUGAUAUUGGAAAUAUUGUGGCACAAACUAUUUUGUAUUUUAGCAAAGAAGAUCAAAUCACGGAUGAAAUGGAUGUUCGGGAGAUUAUAAUGAAACAAAUGGGACCUGGACUCAUCGAAAGUUAUAGUCUGGACCAUUUCACUCACGCAGACUAUGCAAUUGGACUCAGGGCCACCGAUGAAGUUUACAAACCGAUCAUUUAUAGAAUUUACAAAGAAAUUAAAAUGAAAGGGUGCUAG
Caenorhabditis remanei is the source of this 1206-nucleotide messenger RNA. RefSeq lists its product as uncharacterized. Gene Ontology annotation, biological process: lipid metabolic process. The transcript has 7 exons. The record is from RefSeq and is a predicted model, not a curated record. Gene Ontology annotation, molecular function: hydrolase activity, acting on ester bonds. Lineage: Eukaryota; Metazoa; Nematoda; Chromadorea; Rhabditida; Rhabditidae. The coding region runs from base 1 to 1206 and encodes 401 amino acids.